AUGCAGGGUAUCCUUACAACAGAUUUUGAUGCAAAGCCAGAAGGGUUAUCCACUGUUAGAGAUUCAUACAGAAAACCACAGACACUUGGAGUGCGGCAGGUUGGUUUGCGGCAACAACUUCUUCAGGAAGAGCUCAUUAGACAAGUUAGGUAAAUAAUAAAUUAAUUGUGACUGGGUCAUUUGAGGCUUUGCAGGUGAUCAUCACUAGCAAAUUGUAGGAGUCACCAAUUUUGCCCAAACAAUUGGGGUGCCUGAAAGAUCAACUUUCAUCCAAUAUUUGAAAUUUUAGAAACUUUGUGUCAGUUUCUUUUAGUCUCAGUAUUUGAGCUUUGCGCUAGGCUAUUACAGUCUUACAUUUUUAAGUGAGCAAUUUCUCAAUCACAUAUUACGUUUUACUGGAAAUCAAAAAUUUAUGUCCCUGGAACAUAAUUGAUUUUUGAUUUCCAGUGGGUAAGGGAACAAAAUAAUUAGGAUUAGGAAACUUUGUUUGCAUAAUUAAGGGAGUCUAGAUCAAUUACCAUGCCAAAAGUUAAUUAAACAGUCCGUGUAGUCAGUGCAGGAUGAACAUGACCUGAUGUGAAAGCAAUCCAGAUGAAAAGCUUAAUAAAGAAAUCCACUACCGAUGUAACUUGAUUCUAUUGUGUAUGCUUUUCUCUCUCUAGUGCUGAAGUGGAUCAAGAAUUCAACCCUCCUCCUCCUAUAAUAGAAUAUCUCUCAACAACCAAAAAGGAUUUCUCGAAAGGUAACUGUGGUCUUUACUUGAAUUUGGGUGUCAGGGGUUUUGUUGAGGACAAUAAUAUUGCAUCUCCUUUAUGAAAUUAUUUGUUUCGAAUAGGGCCUUUUUAUAGAUUUCAAUUUUUUUUAUGGAGUUAUCUUUUGUCCUUUGUACCUGUUAAACAAGGAUCUUCUCAGUUAGGCCAAUAGGAAAAUACGUCAGACAGAUCAAUUUAUGAUCUUGGAAAGUUUGUUUCAUUGAUUCCACCUUCAAGAUUGGAGUGUAUAAAACACACUCAUCUCAAAGAGAAUUGAAUUAGAUAUCAGGACCUCAAAUUCUUUAAGAUUUCUACCACAUGCCGAAGGUACUCUGUAGUCCGUCAAGAAGACUAGAGAUUUUUUUCAUAUAUUUAUUGUUGUGUGCAGGAGCCAAACUCAUUCCCAGGAUUCUCUUCCACUCACCCUUACUUCAUGGGAUAAUAGUGAGAAAGAAACCUAAGAACAAGGUUGCAAUGGAGCUUUGAACAACAAAGUGAAUGUAAUUGGUUCUGAACUUCAGAUUUUGAAACUCUUAAUAUUAUCUAAACCUUGGCGACUGUUUUCCAAGACACAAAUUUUAAAAGUUGGAAAGUUAUGAAUGUUUUAUACAUUCACAAAUUAUAAGUGCAGUGUAACCCCACUAAUAUGACCACUGUGGGGCCAUAAAAUCCUGGUCACAAUAACAAGGUGAUCAUAUUUAAACAGGGUCUUUGAAAUAACAAAAUGAUAAAUCAGUGUUUUUUUUUGUUUGGGUCAAAAGAAUUUAAUGGUCGGAAAAAUCAGGUGCAAGUAACACGGGGUUCCACUGUUCUUCUUUGAAAAAUAUCAAGACAAUGUCCAGUUACCUAGUGCGAGUGCUUUUCCGCCAUCUGUACCAUCACUAUUUAUUAAUAUCAUACAAGUCAAUAACAGAAGCUUUGAUUUCAAGUCGAGCAAAGUGUGGGACAUAAAAUCUGUUUUCUGGUAGUAAAAUUAUGUUUGAUAGCUGUGGACUAUUGAAUUAAAAUAAAUGUAUAUCUUUUCCAAAUGAAUAAUUUACUCGUACAUUGUAAUUGCAGAAUUUACUCCAAUUGUCAAGGCACCAACUAGGGUGAGCAUAAAUAAUAUCAUUUGUAUGAAAAUUUAAAGUAGCAAAGAGGUAAGCACUAAAUGUCCUAGUGGAGAGGAUAAUCCCAAAAAGCUUUCUUUCCUAAACCACAUUAUGGCAAGUUUAUUAAUUAUUUUAUUUGCCACUCUAACUCUACACUCUUUUGCAUAAUUCCAUGGGUUGCUCUCAUUUGGCCAGACCAACAGAGACCUGUGGAACAUUGUUGGAUUAAAAGAAAUCCUGUUUACAAUACAGUUAUUCUUAGAGAAGUGCAACUCAACAUCAAAGAGGACCACCUCUGUAGAUGGACCACUUUUUCCACAAAAAAACGUUUCAAUUACAUGUAUGUUUCAACCAGAUUAAAGCCGGGCUUUUUUGACCAGGGUUGCCGAGAAAGCUCGGCUGUGGAAGUAACAAGGCCAGGAAGGCCACACUUUGGUGGCCAAGGUUGCCAAGAAAGCUUGGCUGUGGCCAUACUUGCCAGGCUUUACCAGGCCGCAUUUUCCCGAUAAGCCUGGCCAAAAACCCGGAAAACCUGGCCUGGCCAGCCUUUUCCAGGCUGGCCGGGUUUUUGGCCGGGCUCCUGAUGCAAGGGAACGUUCAGAAAUUUUGGCAUAUUCCAAAGCACGCAUGGUGUUACUAUUCAAUUGAAACCUCUUUGAAAAUGUGUUUUUGUUAAAUUUUAAAAACGAAAAUAUAAUUGGGAUCCAAAUGUCUAUGUCGGCAUGUAACUGUAUUCCGGGAAAAAUUCUAACACCAUGCGUCAUCUUGGAUUUCAAGUAGGUGUGUUGUAUGUUCCCUUCUGAACGGUAGUGUCCACAUAGUUUACUUUGUGAGAGACUGGAUGUUUCUAUACUAUCUGCUAGCAUCAUUUUCAUUUUGUAGUUAAAAAAAACCCAUUGACUAUCUUUUUGGGAUUGGCAACCUUAAGUAGUUCCUGAAAAAAAAGCUAAUUUCAUGCCUUGCUUUAUUGUGUUGUUUUACAGGAACAUGAUGUUAAAACUGAACAACCUGCAACCUUCUGGCUUGAGCGAGCUGAAGAAGUGCACGUACGUUUUGAAUUGCAGUUUUAUCGUUGUUAGUUUCAGUGAAUCCCAGUACAUGUAUUAUAUGAGAGUCAGUUCUAAAUUAUGCCGGAUGACAGAAUCAAACAGUCCAUCUCUAAUACCUUUGGAGUCAUCGAGUUCCUGUCCGGGCAAUAAGCUUUUAAAUGGUGAUAAAAGGAGGUCACUGAAAAUCGGGUAAUCCCUUGGAGUAAUCCCUUAUUUUCACUGGGAAAGUUACAAGAGUGUUUGAAAAACGCGUACGCGCGGUUUGAAAUCGCUUCGCCGAUGAUCGGCCGUGUCUCACGCGCGCUUGCGUAGGUCGCGCGCUCUACUAAAGUAUUAUUCUGACUAUUCCAGAGAUGAAUAAAACUCUUUUCGUGGUUUUCACUCCAUUCAUACUUUCCUUUCAUCCAGUGAUCACUAUAUUUCAUUGACAGUAGAAAGGAUUGAUUAGCUAAACAGCCAGUCCCAAUUUUCCCCAACUGCCCUUCUAGAAGUAGUACAAGUACAUCCAAAGAUGUGCCAGAACCACUGUCUGGAAAAGUCAAAGCCGAAUGAUGACUAUGGAGGCCCAGGGAGGCCUUCCACUGAAGACGGAACUAGGUAUCCCGAGAGGAGAUUGGAAAAUUUAGGUUUUCAGAAAUACCGUUUCUUUGAUUUCGAGAACAAAUUUCUCAUAAUCUCAGCACUACAAUUUUAGUUGUAUUAGUUGUAACUUUUCGAUUUUCUUUGACGAAAUGCGUUUUCGUGGAAUUGAAAGAAAAAUGACGCCGUCAGUUUGAAAAAUCAGCAGUUAGGUUGACUUCUGCAAAACCAGGACAUUGUUUGUAUCAGAAGACACACCAAAUUACCAUCUACAACUUGUAAAUUGUGGUGAACUAAUUUGUAGUACUGACAACCCUACGAAUUAGCGACGAUGUAAAUAAUUGUUUACAAAACCUCUCUUACUGUUCAUUAAAAAUAAGCGUCGGUUCAUUUUUUUUUUUUUUCUUUCAGGGAGUUUCACAAGUUCGUACCAAAGACACGCCAUUCCGUAAAAAUGCUGCAUUCAGUACACCAAUCGAUGAGUACAAAGAUGCGCCCAAACCAGGAGAACAAUGGAAGUUUUAA
This is a messenger RNA of Porites evermanni, 3996 nucleotides long. The record is from the annotation of a GenBank genome assembly. Lineage: Eukaryota; Metazoa; Cnidaria; Anthozoa; Scleractinia; Poritidae.